Anarrhichthys ocellatus (wolf-eel) is the source of this 893-nucleotide messenger RNA. RefSeq names its product trafficking protein particle complex subunit 2 (gene trappc2). The coding region runs from base 329 to 751 and encodes 140 amino acids. Gene Ontology annotation, biological process: endoplasmic reticulum to Golgi vesicle-mediated transport. NCBI's taxonomy places the organism in Eukaryota, Metazoa, Chordata, Actinopteri, Perciformes, Anarhichadidae. The record is from RefSeq and is a predicted model, not a curated record. The transcript is spliced from 4 exons.
CUUCUCUCCGGGAAGCAGAAUUAACAGGUAAACAGAAGUCGAUCGUAUGAAAGUAAUAAGCUUUCGAUAUUGUGCGUACGUUAUGUUCUUAUACUCUUUCAAGAAGUGAUUUGUUUAUUUUAGUCUCACAAGAAUCCCUUAACGAUUUAAACGUUGUCACGCGCCUGUGGAGCACUGCGGCUUACGUAAGCUUUUCUAGCUAAAAGGAUCAUAACCAACUGAGGUAUAUUGACGCUGAUAUUUGGAAAGAUUAAAUAGUUGAACCUAUUUUUGUUUGGUUUGAAUUGUGUUCAGGACAGUUUGACUUGGCAAAGACGAAGGGGAAACGAUGUCUGGAAGUUUUUAUUUUGUCAUGGUUGGUCAUCAGGACAAUCCUGUGUUUGAAAUGGAGUUCUUGCCAGCUGGGAAGUCUGAAUCAAAGGAUGACCAUCGUCACUUAAACCAGUUCAUUGCACACGCCGCCCUGGAUUUGGUGGAUGAAAACAUGUGGCUGUCCAACAAUAUGUACUUGAAAACUGUGGACAAGUUCAACGAGUGGUUUGUUUCUGCCUUCGUCACUGCAGGACAUAUAAGAUUCAUCAUGCUGCAUGAUGUGCGACAAGAAGAUGGAAUCAAAAACUUUUUUAAUGACGUUUAUGAUUUAUACAUUAAGUUUGCGAUGAAUCCAUUCUAUGAAAUCAAUGCACCAGUCCGCUCAACAGCUUUCGAGAGGAAAGUACAGUUUCUUGGAAAGAAACAUCUCCUGGGUUAAUCACUUCACAUGCACAAGGAUUUAAUGCAUGCGCUUGUCUAUUUGUUGUGUAUAUACCUAACACAUAUUUUAUGUCUUUCUUUUCCUGUUGCAAAAAUCUAAAUGUAUUCAACAGUUUCCUAUAAAACAUUUUCUUGUCUGA